AUGAAAAGAGAGAACCAACCACAAAAUAUUGGGACUUCUAAUAGAAGAAAAUUAUUCAGAAACAACGGACCUCCAAUUACCACAUUCCCCAAAACCAUUGUUGCUUCUAAAAAGCCUCAAACCACUACUUCAUCCAAACCUAAACCCUCACCUCAAAAACCACCUCAAAAGAAGCAUAAAACAGCUUCAUCACCACCACCAUCUACCACAAAACCAAUAGAUGUUAAUGCUACAAAAGCAUCAACAGAUGUUAGACCAUCAGUUGUUGAAACACCAGUGGUUUCAAUAGUUGUUAGCCAAACCACUGCCUCCUCCAUUCAUUUUGACACACCAUCAACACAACCACCACCAACACCUAAAAGAUUCCCUUCACAAUCAACCUUUUCACCUAAACCACCUUCUCCAUCAAAAACUCCUCCUCCUCCAAAAUAUGCCUACAUAAGAAAAAGGAAAUUUUUUGUACUUGAAGAAGAAAAAGAAAUUCCAUUACCAAUUCCUUUAUCAUCUGCUCCUACCCAAAUCAUUUCACCCUCAUCUUCUCCAUAA
Messenger RNA from Helianthus annuus (common sunflower), 546 nucleotides. RefSeq names its product extensin-like. The record is from RefSeq and is a predicted model, not a curated record. The coding region runs from base 1 to 546 and encodes 181 amino acids. NCBI's taxonomy places the organism in Eukaryota, Viridiplantae, Streptophyta, Magnoliopsida, Asterales, Asteraceae. The transcript has a single exon.